Messenger RNA from Gastrolobium bilobum, 1181 nucleotides. RefSeq names its product transcription factor bHLH30-like. The coding region runs from base 1 to 1017 and encodes 338 amino acids. The record is from RefSeq and is a predicted model, not a curated record. Lineage: Eukaryota; Viridiplantae; Streptophyta; Magnoliopsida; Fabales; Fabaceae. Gene Ontology annotation, biological process: regulation of DNA-templated transcription. Gene Ontology annotation, molecular function: protein dimerization activity; DNA-binding transcription factor activity. The transcript has 2 exons.
AUGAUAGAGGAAGAUCAAGGACAGUGUUCUUCUCAAGCGAUCAAUAACUUUCAAACCUAUCAAGAGCAGCUUCUCCUUCAACAACAGAUCAUGCAGCAACAAAACAGUGAUAUCUUUGGUGGAGGAGGAAGAGGAUUAAUGAACAUGUUCCCUUCUGAAGUUUCUCCAAUCAUGCAACAACCAUGGUCUAUGCCUCAGGUUCAUCACCCUUUCAACCCUGUCAGAGAUCAUGACCCUUUUCUUGUCCCUCCUCAUCAGCCUUCACCCUAUGCAAGUUUUUUCAACAGAAGGGUUCCUUCUCUUCAGUUUGCAUAUGAGGAUCCAUCUUCUAACCAUCUCAGAAUCAUAUCAGAUAACAUUGGAACUGUGGUUCAACCUGGUUCAGCACCCUUUGGGCUUCAAGCCGAGCUUGGCAAGAUGACUGCUCAAGAAAUCAUGGAGGCUAAGGCUCUUGCAGCAUCCAAGAGUCACAGUGAAGCUGAAAGGAGACGCAGAGAGAGAAUCAAUAACCAUCUUGCUAAACUCCGCAGCAUGUUACCCAGCACAACCAAAACAGAUAAAGCAUCAUUGCUAGCUGAAGUGAUUCAGCAUGUGAAGGAACUGAAGCGUCAAACUUCAUUGAUAGCAGAAACGAGUCCAGUUCCUACGGAAGCUGAUGAGUUAACAGUGGAUGCAGCUGAUGAAGAUGGCAAGUUUGUGAUCAAAGCCUCGCUUUGUUGUGAUGAUAGGUCAGAUCUUUUGCCUGAACUCAUCAAAACCUUGAAAGCGUUAAGGUUAAGAACACUCAAAGCUGAGAUUACUACACUUGGUGGGCGUGUCAAGAACGUGUUGUUUAUAACUGGUGAAGAGGAUUCAAGUAGCAGUGAAGAAUAUAGUCACCACCAUCAGCAGCAUCAACAGUACUGCAUUAGUUCAAUACAAGAAGCACUCAAGGCAGUGAUGGAGAAGAGCGUUGGGGAUGAGUCAGCAUCUGCAAGUGUUAAGAGACAAAGGACCAAUAUAAUAUCAAUAUCCUAGAACAAAUUAAAGGUCUUUAUAAAUUUUAUCUAAUUAAAGGCCUAUUUUUCAUUAUUAUCGUACUUAGUUAUUAUUUUGGGGUGUGGUUUUCUUUUGUCUUUUUUCAAUGGUGUGCUGAAAAUUAUUGUUGUAAUGUAUCGUCUAGCUCCAUUAACAUUAUCAUA